Messenger RNA from Caenorhabditis elegans, 165 nucleotides. Its product is annotated as C-type lectin domain-containing protein. Lineage: Eukaryota; Metazoa; Nematoda; Chromadorea; Rhabditida; Rhabditidae. The transcript is spliced from 2 exons. The coding region runs from base 1 to 165 and encodes 54 amino acids. The record is from RefSeq and is marked reviewed.
AUGGCCAAUGCAAAUUGGUCAGUGCAAAUUGGUCAGUGCAAAAUGGCCAAUGCAAAUUGGUCAAUGCAAAAUGGUCAAUGGUCAGUGCAAAGUGGUGUCAGUGCACUUGAAAAUCAACAAUUAUGGCAUGCAAUUUCAUACAAAUGUGCGCAAUUUGAUAAGUAA